This is a messenger RNA of Dinoponera quadriceps, 3146 nucleotides long. RefSeq lists its product as uncharacterized. The coding region runs from base 1 to 2781 and encodes 926 amino acids. Lineage: Eukaryota; Metazoa; Arthropoda; Insecta; Hymenoptera; Formicidae. The record is from RefSeq and is a predicted model, not a curated record. The transcript has 4 exons.
AUGAAAAACGGCGGUGACAGCCAAGACGUAGCGUUCGAUUUGGAGAAAUAUGGCCCCUAUAUCGACAAGAUUCGAGCGCUCUUUGUGCCGAGUCUGGAAUAUAGAAUCCAUUCCUUUCUGGUGGAGUUCGUGUACAGCACGGAUUCGCGAUCGGCAAGGCGGUUCCCACGUUUCAAGAGAUUCGUCGACACUUUGGCUACGUGGAAGGGUCUCCUGAACAAAAUCGCCGAGUACGAUGUCGAAACGAUGGGGGAAGCGAUCGGGAGUAUCAUGAAUUGCGCUUUGAAGGACGACUUGAUCACCUGCUUCCUGGAUUCCGUCAUUCUGCACCACAGAUUAAGCAAGAUCUGCCGCGAGUUGGACGCAUUGGGAAUCGAGGACAAUAUCUUGAGGAGCCUGAACGUGUGGAAUUUUGCGAGCGAGAGGAACUAUCGGCGACCCGACGGCGCCGACGUGGCGCGCGAAUUUCCCAUCGGCGGGAAAACUCAGGCCGCUUCGAGACUGAAGGUGAUCGUGCGCAAGAUGCAUGUGGAGGAUUGCGGCUGUUCGACCGGGUCGUCCGUCGUCACUCGUCACCUGCCCGUACCUUGUCGGGCGGACGAUCUGAUCCGCCGGAUCUCCGAGGCCGAUCCGUCCCUGACCGAGUCCUGCUUGAUAGUGAUGAGACGAAAGUUCCAGAUAAGCGUGGGCAACGUCUGCUCGUGCCUCAACGACGUCCUGGGCAAGCCGAGCGUCGAAACGUCGCGUCCCAUCGCGAGGACGUUGCGUCUCGAGAUACGCCCGGGAUACAUCAGCUUCAAGCUGAAGGCCGCCGGCGUCCGUAACUGCCUCUUCGUCGCGAGGAUACCGAUCUGCCAGAAGGUCCGCACGAGCCCUCCGCGUGACCUCCGCGUGACUUCGCCCUCCGCCAACGCGAAGGGGCCGAGGGGCGCAGUCGAAGGAUCGGAAUGUCCGGGCUGGUGGGAAAACGCGGAUUUCAACGAUACGCUCUCGCGUAUCGAUGAAGAGAGCGAGAGAACGGACGACGACGCGUGCUGUUCCCGGCCGGGCCGGAAGAGUCCGGCGGCGGUAGACUCGCCGCCGGACGGCAGGCUGGGAAGCGACGGUGCGGAGGAAAGCGCACUUUCACCCUCGAUUAAUGAGAACCUUCCGAAUUAUGAUGACGAAUUGACGACUUGUCCUUGCGACGAGCUCUCCGAGCCCGUCGUCGAAACGGUGUCCGACGUGAGCACCGGAGAACCAGAGAAGAGGAACGAGGAGCACCGUGAGACCCCGGGUUCGUGCGUGAUCGAUUACGAUGGGGACACCGAGGAACACAGGAAGGGAAUUCUCGAGUCGGACGAUUCGAUCGAGGAGAGCAACAAGCCGGUACGAUCAGCGGACGAUGGUGGUCGCGCUUGUUCAUCGUACGACCUGGCGAACCACGAUCAGACCGGAGGUAUUUCGAGCGAUUCGGACGGUCUAUCGCGGAUUAUGGAUUUCGACGGACGCGAGUGGACGCGCCCGUCGAACAAGGAGUCGGAUUCGGGGAGCGCGGAUUGCGCGAACGCGAGCAGCAUCGCCACGUUCGUGCGAAAUCCCGAGCGUGACAAGCAAUUGGUCGAGCUGAAUUACAACUGUUUCUCGGCCGUCGUGAAGGCCGACGACGAGCGAUCGAGCGAUCCGGCGGACUCGUUGAAUUCAGCCGGGGUGGAGCUCGGCCCUGAUUGUUCCCGCUGCUACGACGAUUUCGUGGACAUCACGAUCGCCGGCGACGGGGCAAGCACUCGGCUCGUCGGCCCGUUCCGAGGGAAAUCGUACGCGACGAAGGUGCAGCCUCGAGCGACGGACUACUCGCUCGCGAUUUCCGCGCGGACGCCCAGACUGAGGGUGUCGUCGAAGGAUGUCAACGUGGACUGCUCCGUGACUUCGUGCUCGGAUUCCGAUCACCGAUCGGACGUGAGGCUGCCGUGGCGCGGCAAUUUGGGAGAAAGAAGGAACGAGGGAGGAAUGAAGCCGCGCAGGCGAAGCAGAUUGGCCGGCGGCAGCGAGGUCCUGCCGAAGUCCUUCCGCUCGAUCGACGCCGCUUGGUCUCACGAUUUGUCGACUCCGGCUGCCACGGAUUCGCCGGCCAAAUGGGAAUUAGAGGACGGUCGACGUCGGCGCCGGAAAGCCGGGAAGCGGCGAGGAGGCCUCGUAAAUUACGACGGGAACUUCCACCGUGGCGGCGAUCCCGGGGAUCACGGGACUAGUGUAACGAUUUCCUCGAUUCGAUCGGCCGCGUCGUCUUUCGUCGACGAUGAUCCUGCGGGGUAUCUCGGUCAGCGCGACGCUAAGCGCGGCCGAAAUCGACGGACGAUAAGUGAGGAAAGACAGCACCGGGUCGGACGAUGCGGCGACGAGGGGAGGAGGAGGAAGCCGCGCGCGCUGAUUGGGAAGGUCGAUGAGUUUUCCGAGAUAUCGUCCUCGUCGUCGUCCUUGACGUCAUUCGUGAAGGUGGUCGAAGCCAGAGACGCCCGUGGGCGAUCGUACGGAGCAGCGAGGUCGAGAAAUGCAGCGGGAUCAUCGUCGUUCAAAGGCGAAGAUCGACGGGAGAUCGCUCGGUCACGCGGUAGACGCGUGCCCCGGCUCCCGGCCGACACGUGUCGCGAUUGCACGUGCGAUCUCGAGCUGGACUUCGAGUCCGCGCUGUCGCGAUACGUCGAGCUCUGCAGAAAUGUCAAGCGUUCAUUGAUGAGGACGCUGCGGCCGGCCGAUAUUUACGAAGUUAGCGCGCCGCCGGCCGGCGGCGAUUCACGAUAGACUUCGAUUCACCGUGACAAUCGCGACAACCCUGACAACCGUCCCCUUUCAUUCAGACCGUCGCCCACUCUUGUAAAAUAAUAUUGUUAACGCGCGUCGCGUGAAUAAUAUCGAAUAACGUUGAGUAAAUCAUUCACGACGCCAACGGCGUUGCGCGGGUCCGGUGAUCGUCGGGAUCGAUUUCUACGUUUAUUCUUCCACCAAGCUGAAAGUUACGCCAGCGUCUUUUGUAAAAUGUGCGCUGAAGUAUUUACCGACGAACGGAAUAUCGUCGUAUCGAUGCUCCAAUAAUAAUUAUUCCAUCGUUACGUAAGACCGAAUCGAGAUAAAGAUUACGCUGACUAACGCGAGAAUUCUAUCCUGGA